ACUACACGUAACUUCCUGGAGACGCUUUUCUUGUUUUCCCAUGGAAAAUGGCGGCUUCUAGCCCAGAUCGCAGCUCAGAUGGGGGGGAGGCCGAACCCGGGACCGAAUCCGAGCCAGAUACGGAUCCCUGGACGGGAGUGGGACCGAUCGUUAUAAGGGAGCCCACUGUUAAGCUCCUGAGUCCGGUGAGCGGCCUAGAACCGCUCUCGUGGUCCGAAGACCACCGAAUCUCGGCCUCCAGUACGAAUAACAUUUCUCUGAUGGAGAUCGUGUGCGAUGUCCACGGCUACGGACAAGACCUGAUCAUCCAUCGCACAUCUAUCCCCCUGUCGGACAACAGCUGUGUGUUGAAGGUAGGUCCAGAGGAGGAGGUAUUAGAGAUUAAGGAACAGUAUGCCAGCUCCAAGGACCUGGCGGUGAGCCAGUGCUUCAGACUGGACAGAACCCUGAACCAAGGCGGGGACGCCCACCCCCCGGCUGCCGGCUUCAAGUACACCAGCUGGUCCCCGCUGGGCUGCGACACCAACGGACGGUGCCUCCUGGCCUGCCUCACGCUGGACAACCGCCUGACGGUGCACAGCAACGCCAGCAGGCUGCAGUGGACGACGCUGGUGGACCUGACCGAGCUGUACGGGGAGAUGCUGGCGGAGAAGGACUACUGCCUGCCGGGGGCCGAGGCGCCGCGGGGCCCCCUGGAGGACGUGGCCGAGCUGGAGCGCCGCUACCGCAUGCAGACGCCCGUGCGCAUGGAGUGGUCGAGCGUGUGCGCCACCCAGCAGGUGCAGACCAACAAUGAGUGCAAGGACGUGGGCACGGUGCUGCUGGCCGUGCUGAUGGAGAACGGCGACGUGGCCGUCUGGCAGUUCGGCCUGCCGUUCCUGGGCCGGGAGUCGGUGGUGUCGUGCAGCACCAUCCGCUCGGGCGUGUCGGCCCCCAGCGUGCUGGCGUGGUGGGAGUACGAGCACAGCGGGCGCAAGAUGAGCGGCCUGAUCGUGGGGAGCUCCGUGGGGCCCGUCAAGAUCCUGCCCGUCAACCUGAAGGCGGUGAAGGGCUACUUCACCCUGCGGCAGCCCGUGGUGCUGUGGCAGGAGACGGACCAGAUCCCCGUGCACAACAUCAAGUGCAUCUCGCUCUUCCACCCGUACCAGAAGUGCAACUGCAGCCUGGUGGUGGCGGCGCGCGGCUCCUACCUCUUCUGGUGCCUCCUGCUCAUCUCCAAGGCCGGCCUCAACGUGCACAACUCGCACAUCACCGGCCUGCACUCCUCGCCCAUCACCUCCAUGACGGCCGGCCGCCACGGCGGCUCCGUCUUCACCUGCUCGGCCGACGGCGUGGUGAAGAAGCUCACGCCCAUCUUCACCGACGUGGCCGUCAUGUUCAAGCAGGAGGAGAUCCGCCUGCCCGAGGGCGUGGCCGGCCGGAGGACGCACGGCGUCGCCGUCAGCCCCAACGGCGCCUACCUGGCCCUGGUGACCGCCGAGGGGCUCACCAACGGGCAGCGCCCGCCCGGCCGCGCCCACCAGGUGCAGUUCGUCACGCUGAAGACGCCGGACGACGCGGCGGCCGAGCUGCUGGAGUCCGGCGUGCAGAACCUGUUCCGGCAGACGGACCUGCUGGACCUGGUGCGCUGGAAGGUGCUGCGGGACAAGCGCAUCCCGCCGCUGCUGCAGGAGGAGCUGGACGACAAGGUGCACGCCACGGGCUCCACCUACCUGUGGCGCUUCAAGCUCUUCCUGUUCCGCGUGCUCUACCAGUCCCUGCAGAAGGCCCCCGCUGACAGGCGCUGGCGCCCCUCCCACCAGGACGCCAAGGCCUUCAUCGCGGACGAGGAGGAGGAUGACGAGGACGAGGAGGAGGAGGAGGAGGAGGAGGAGGAAGGGGAGGAGGAGGAGCCGGUCGCCGGGGGCUCGGCCUCGGCCUCUGAGGGGGCGGGGUCGCGGUCGCGCGGCCCCGAGGUCGGGGGGCCCUCGGAGGACCAGAUGAGCGAGAUCAUCGCGUGGAUCGAGGCGGUGGAGUCGCACCUGACGCGCGAGCACAUGAAGAGGGUUCUGGGCCAGGUGUACCUGCACACCUGGAUCACGGAGAACACCAGCAUCCCCACCAGGGGGGUCUGCGACUUCCUGAUGAGUGACCCCACCUACGAGGACAGGGCCGCCAGGGUCCUGAUUGGUCACAUUUUCAAGAAGAUGAACAAGCAGACCUUCCCAGAGUACUGCAGCCUGUGCAAGGAGGUGCUUCCAUUCACUGACCGGCGACAGGCAGUGUGCAGUAACGGUCACAUGUGGCUGAGGUGUGUGCUGACGUACCAGGCCUGCCAGACUCUGUCGUAUCGACGCUGCCUCCUGCAGGACAGCAUAGCCAGACACCCCGUGCCCGACGACCCGGACUGGAUCAAGCAGAUCCUGCAGGAGCCGUGCACCUUCUGCGACUCCCCGCUCUUCUAGUCCCAAUCGCGGGUUCGGACGGUCCGUUCAGCCCCAGGCUCCGCGGUUUGGACGGCCGGCGAGCGGGAGGGCCGCGCCGCCCCCGCCGCGGUCUCCGCGGACCGCGAACGACAUCAUCACCACCAUGCAUCACCACUGUUAUUGAUUUGUGUUACCUUUCGUCGCGCAGGGGGGAAACGGCGAGUUUAAGCACACCCUUCUUCCGUUUCCCCGAAGCCCAGAGCUCCGGCGUGAGGGGGGGGGCGGGGGGAGGCGGUGCGGAACCUGCGGACGCGGGUUGGGAAACGCUCCCACGGCCUGUCGACUCCCUGCUCCUGCGAGCCUCCACCGCGGUAGCUAACGCGGCGAAACGCGAGGGCCGCGACUUCAAUUUUUAAUUAUUAUUAUUUUUUUUUUUAGCCACAGGAGUUCCCGAGCGCUUGCGCUUCUUUAAAAAACGCGUUUUCCCUAAUUGGCUUUGGGAAAUUGAUGCGGAGCAGACGCUUCUCCUCUUGUCACUCAGUUCCCGCGCCCCGUAAGAACUCCUGAGACGAGGACUUCAUAUAAAUGAGGAGAGAGCGAGAGAGCGAGAGGGAGAGAGCAGAUUAAAAAAAAGAAAGAAAGAAAGAAAGAAAGGAAGGAAGGAAGGGGAGGCUGGAGGUACCGGGGCCGCUCCCCAGGGUCCGGUUCCUAAUGAGAUUCCGCGGUAAUGAGGGACCGAUCCGGCGGGCCGGCGCGCGGCCGGCUUUAAUUACCGGGGUUAGAGUGCACGUUGUUAAAUAUGAUUAACCCUUUUCUGAGAACACGGGCCUGGGGAGGGGGGGAGGUGGUGGACGGGGGGCGGGGGGCGGGGGGGGCGGCGUGUUUCCCCCGGUCGUCACGGCGCUACACGGAGGUUAGUGGCUCCUGAUCAAAGACGCGCUGGAGCGGCGGCGCACCUCGGGGGGGUGCCCCCCCGGCCGUCGUGUCCGCCCGUGCCUCUGAGGGCCCCGGCCUCGCUAACGCUGGCUCACGCUGGCUCACGCUGGCUCACGCUGGCUAACGCUGGCUCACGCUGGCUAACGCUGGCUAACGCUGGCUAAUGCUAGGUCGCUACCCGCUCAGAGCGCCGGGCUACGUCGGUUAGCGUCGGGAGCGCUGUGCAGUCCAAACCGUACGGCGAAUGACUAGGAGGGCCGGAUCAGUGCGGAUCUGCCGCGGUGUUCCUGUUUCCCUUCAUUCAGCUGACGUUAAAAGCUUACGCCUGUGGAAUGCAGGUCGAGUAUUGUGAGGAAAAAAAUUGGGUGCUGAAUUUGGCUAAUUAAUUGAUUUUCAGAGUAGAUUAAGGACAGGUUUUCCUGUAAAUGUGAUGAUAUGACUAUUUGCGGAGGCUUCUUUGUAAAAAAUGUCAAGUAGAGAAGAAAAUAUUAGCGGCUUAAAGGUUAUUAUAAAGGUCAAUGUGUGUUUUAAAAAAAAAAAAAAAAAAAAACGUUAAUUUUGUUUGCCUUUGAAUGAUUUAGAUGUCGAUCAUUACUGAUUUAUCAACAAAAUGGGACCUGAAAAUAUAUACUUUAAAGUGAUAAAUUAAUGUCCGAGCUCCAGAACAUGGGGGAAAAAAAACAUGCAUACAAGUGCGACCACUUGUGCUGAUAAAACAGUAUUCAGUUCUGUAAGAAGUAGACAGAAUGCACAGUACACCGCUCUCGGAAGAAAAUGUGCUGCAAAGUUUGAUCCUGAAGUAUGACUGCUGCCAAACCUGUAAGCAGGAGCCAUUUCUUUUAUUGUAUGAGUAUUGUUUUUUUUUUUUUUUUAAUCAUUCAAACACCUUGAUUUAUAGAAAGGAAGAAUCUCUGAACGCUAAUUGCCUGAGUUGGAGAUUGUUUGCUGUGUAGGGGUUAGACCUCUAGUGCUUAGGGCCACACUGAUGUGAGUUUAAUUUUUUUUACUGUAUUUGUGACGCCACACGAUAGCUGGAAAAACUAGCCAGUAUUUUCUUUACUGAAUUUCAGUGUCAAGUUACCUCAGCAGAGAACUGAUCCAAUUUAAAUUAGAAGAAUCCCCAGGAAUAUCCGAGACCCUGCUCAUGAAAUGGACCUGAAUGGAUUUUCAAUGGUGAAAACAAUUAGAAAAUGCAUUCGUGCAAAAGAAAUUAUCGUGACAACUGCAAAGAACAUGUUCUUUUCUUGAUUCAUUUUAUACUGCAGGACUUGGGUAACACAAACAAAAGACAGGAAAGUGACAGCAUUAUCAACCCAGUGAGAAAGGUUGCAGACGUUUAUAUCAAUAUAAAAAGUGUAUCUGUGAUGUGACCCACCCAAUUAUUAAGUCCACCUAUUAUUUUAUGUUAUAUAGUUAUAAAACGUUUUUGCUGUAAUUAUGUGUCCACCCAAUAACCAAAAGUGAUGGAAGGGGGAAGCCCACACUGUGUGCAGCUACCAUGUGUUGUUAAUCACUGAUUCCCAUUAACCAAUUAAAAAAAGACCAUGAAGAAUCAAGAACCAUUCAGUGAUUCCAGUGCAGCGAGUGAUUGACGGAGUAUUGUAGCUCCUCCCUUUUUUUAAGAUCAGGAAACCUCACACUUCCUGGCUCUCUUCUCCCGCUUGUCCUCGGAUUGAUUUUUUUCCACUAACCCGUGUAUUUUUAUCUUUUGAUGUGGAUGGCCGGAUCACGUUAACCGUGAUUCCGUGUAGUUAUGAUUUCGCCUCCCACGUCGGUUUUCUUGUCUAAAUAAAAUCCGGAUUUCGUUCGUAACUUAACGCGCAGAAAGUCGGCACCAAAAAGGCUUUGGUCACUUGUGUGGUACGAAAGGUUCGAUGGGCGAUUGGUUGCUUCUUGCAGUUUAAAACCCCAGGUUCAUUGGUCUUGACACCUCCAUUGUUGAACCGAGACACCAUUUUGUUUGCACACAUUUCUUUGCAAAUGGCAUCAUGUAAGGUUUACCAUCUAUUGUCCAUGUGUUGCUGAUUGAUGGAGCUUGUCCUUUUGAAGCAGCCGGCUUGGGUGUCUUGCUCAAGAGGAUACUAACUGUAUCUCACUCAGGAGGCCCGCGACCCACAAUGCCCUGUGCCUUCCGUAAGUCUUCACUACAGUAUCUGACUAUAACUAUGUGCAAUGGUUCUUAACAUUAAUGGACUGUCAAAAAAAAAACACUUAAUCCUGCAGAGGGAAUAUCUGAGCCACAGAUUCCCCCCCCCCAUGUCCCCUGUUUUUGGUUUCUUCCAGAAACUGUUCCAUACACUUUAAUGGUGCUGUUUUUUGCUGGGCAGUUAAAGCUCACAGGGAUAGGGGUGAGGUUUUAAGCCCUAUUUAUUUGCAUGGUCUGUAUGUUUUUUUUUUUUUAAUUUUUAUUUCUUGUGUAUGUUCUUUUCCUUUCCCUUUUGUAAAUAAACAUGUUUAUAAGUAUUUUCUA
Messenger RNA from Anguilla rostrata (American eel), 5811 nucleotides. RefSeq names its product general transcription factor 3C polypeptide 4-like. Bases 48 to 2444 code for a protein of 798 amino acids. The transcript has 5 exons. The record is from RefSeq and is a predicted model, not a curated record. Lineage: Eukaryota; Metazoa; Chordata; Actinopteri; Anguilliformes; Anguillidae. Gene Ontology annotation, molecular function: histone acetyltransferase activity. Gene Ontology annotation, cellular component: transcription factor TFIIIC complex. Gene Ontology annotation, biological process: transcription initiation at RNA polymerase III promoter.